AUGCCUUUAUUUUUAUUCUUUCGUUUCAUUUUAUUUUUUUUAAUUUUUUCUUUCUCUAUUGUUUAUUUCUUCCUCUUUUCUUCUCUGUUGCCUUUUUCUCCCUCUUUCCUUCUCUGUUGCGUCUUUCUUCCUCUUUCCUUCUCUGUUACCUUUUUCUUCCUUUUUCCUUCUCUAUUGCCUCUUUCUUCCUCUUCCUUCCUAUUUAUGUCUUCUUUCUCCCUCUUUCCUUCUCUGUUGCAUCUUUCUUCCUCUUUCUUCUCUAUUGUCUCUUUCUUCCUCUUUCCUUAUUUAUUGCCUCUUUCUUCCUCUUUCCUUCUCUAUUGCCACUUUCUUCCUCUUUCCUUCUAUAGUGCUUCUUUCUUCCUCUUACUUCUCUAUUGUCUCUUUCUUCCUCUUCCCUUCUCUUUUGCCUCUUUCUUCCUUUUCCUUCCUAUUUAUGUCUUCUUUCUCCCUCUUUCCUUCUCUAUUGUUCCGUUUUUAUUUUUUCCAUUUCUCUUUUACUCUUUCCUUACGAUUUUCUUCAUUUUUAAUUCAUAUUUUUUAACUUUCUUUUUCCUUCCUUCAUUUGUAUUCUUUAUUUUCCUUUUGUCUUCAUUCCUUCUUACAUUACAAAUUUCUCGUGACAUUCUUGAUAUCAUUUUUUCUUCCGCUUUCUUUCUUGAAGAUAAGUUUAUUUACCUUUCAAUUUCCUUCUUUUUUUCAUUCCAUUGUUCACAGCGCGUUUUUCAUUCUUUCCUCUCUCUUUAUAUAAAUUCUUCUCUUCUUUUUCUUCAUCUCACUUUUCCUCUACUUACUUUUUUACCAUUUGCAUCUUUUCUUCAUUCAACUUUUUGGAAGUUGUUUAUUCAUUUUGUUCUUGCUAUUUGCACUUUUUCUUUCUUUCUUUCUUUCUUUCUUUCUUUCUUUACUAAUAUAUUUCUCUUUCUUUCUUUCUUUCUUCUUUCUUUCUUUCUACUAGUCCUUUCUGUCUUUCGACCAGUUCAUUCUUUCUUAUAUAUUUCUCUUUGCCUACUUCUUUCUUUCUUUCUUUCUCGACCAGUUCAUCCAUUUCUUCUUCCUUCGAUUUCAUUAAAUGAUUUUAUUAUCUUCCUCUGUUUUUUUGUGCACUUUGCAUGA
Acanthosepion pharaonis is the source of this 1116-nucleotide messenger RNA. Lineage: Eukaryota; Metazoa; Mollusca; Cephalopoda; Sepiida; Sepiidae. The record is from the annotation of a GenBank genome assembly.